Diatraea saccharalis (sugarcane borer) is the source of this 5766-nucleotide messenger RNA. The record is from the annotation of a GenBank genome assembly. NCBI's taxonomy places the organism in Eukaryota, Metazoa, Arthropoda, Insecta, Lepidoptera, Crambidae.
AGUAUCGAGAGUGCAGGAGACGAGAGCGCACGCAGUUGCCGUCACCGCCGACGCGCCGCCGUCGAUGCGGCGUUAAUCCCGCCUCGAAUAAAAUAUCUACAAACAAAUAGUUGAAAUUAAAACAACUAAUUACGUGUACCUACGACUUAAUAGUGAGUAUUGAAUAGUAUGGUGACAUGGUUGAAUGACUUUGUGCGCGAGUUAUAAAGUUUUUAAUUGUGCUUUAUGAGUUUAACUUUACUCGGAUGUUUCUUUUUAUUUAAAAAGAUUUUUUAAUCGAGAUUGACGAACCUCUAUUUAAGAAGAUGAUACGAUUUUCUGCCAGCACAUAGAUUACAUGAAAAUGACUGCCUUAAUAAAUAACUUCACCCACAAUGUAUCAACCACAGUUGAUCCUACUAUUAUAUUUGGACCAAACAGAGACCCUCUGUACAUCGUGCUGCCAAUCACCAUAGUCUAUUCUGUAAUUUUCAUUACUGGUUUAAUUGGAAACGUGUUAACAUGCCUAGUGAUCGUCCGGAACAAAAGUAUGCGCACCGCAACAAAUUAUUAUCUAUUUAGUCUAGCGAUAUCAGAUUUGCUAUUGCUGGUGAGCGGUAUGCCUCAAGAGAUGUAUUCUAUAUGGUCGAAAUGGCCUUACGUGUUCGGGCCUGCGUUUUGCCUCAUCCGAGGUCUAGCAUCAGAAACAUCCACGAAUGCCAGUGUCUUGACGAUAACACUUUUUACUGUGGAGAGGUAUUUGGCAAUAUGUCACCCAUUUGUGUCACAUAAAAUGUCAAAAUUAUCGCGAGCUACGAAACACGUUUUCUUCCUUUGGGUGGUGUCAUUAGGACUUGCAUUACCUCAAGCGUUACAAUUUGGUAUUGGAAGUUACAGUGGCGUCACGAUGUGUCUUCAAACAAGAGUGAUAAUACAGCAUUCUUUUGAGAUCUCGACAUUCUUUUUCUUCUUUGCACCUAUGAUAUUGAUAACGGUACUUUAUACACUGAUCGGUUUGAAAUUAAAGGAGACAAGAAUAAAUAAGGAAGUCCAAGAUCCAGAAAUGUUUGAGAGAAGCUUGUGUUGCCCACAUUCACAUAAUACUCGUAGAAGACCGAGCCAAUCCACAAGAAGAGUAGUCAAAAUGCUGGUGGCUGUAGUGGUAGCAUUCUUCAUAUGUUGGGCGCCUUUCCACGCACAAAGAUUGGUGGCCAUAUACGGAACCACGUCCAUGCACCAGGCACGCCAACCGAUCAUGGCUAAAAUCUACAAUUUCCUCACAUAUAUCUCCGGAGUCUUUUACUACAUGUCUACGUGCAUCAACCCGAUAUUUUACCAGAUCAUGUCUAACAAGUUCAGAGAGGCAUUCAAAAAUACUUUCAGGCAGUGUUGCUGCCAUAGCGGCAAGAAGAAUACUGCCACGCAGUGCCUGUACACUGCUAUGGGGUUAGCACGGAACCAGUCAUCAAACGGCACAGGCCAUUUAGACAACUCCAUGAAGAAUGGUUCCUUGAACUAUCAAAGCAAAAGAAAACAAGACAGCCAAGACAUGAGGAAUUCUAGCAUGGAAUCUAAGCACCUCAUAUGCGAUGCUUGCAAGAAAGCUAAUGCACGCCAGGCUUACACACAACGGAGCAUCAGCAACUCUAAUGGUAACAACCCUAACGGAAAAAUAGAUCCCGAAGGAGAUUCGAUGAAAUAUUCCAAUAAUGACAACAUUAUAGUUCCUAUAUCAGAUUGCCACACGUUCACAGAAUCUAAACAUAAUACUGUUCGCAGCACUCGUCCAGCCGUUGGAUAAAUAGUAACCAAUAAAAUUAGUAUUCGAUUUUGUAUUAUAUUAUAAAAGAUAUUAGAUCACAUUUAGAGUGGUACUGUACAUAAUUUAACUGCCAUUAUUAUGUAUUUUACUGAUCUUAAAUUAAGCAACUAAAGACUAAUUUUAUAAUGUAAGAAAAUUGGCAGCGUUUACAUUUUACAAAUAUUUUCCAUCUUGUAUAAAAAUACUUAUUAAAUAUAAAUGUCAAUUAAUUAAAUCUUUGAAUUUUUGGCUUUGUAUUAAAUGUCAAUUCGUGUAAAAAUUAUUGUGUAUUAACACUGUAGUUUAAAUUAGUAUUUACACAUCUGCUGCUGUUGGCAUCAAGUCUGUGGCGCAAACUAAACUAGACUAGGUUUAGUUCUCUCAAACUUCGUUUCCAGUUGUAAAUAUAACUAAGAGAACAGAAGAAAACCUAUUAUAUUUUAGUGUUAGUUUAAUUAAUUAUAUAUCGACUAUCGAAUAAUAUUAAAACAAAAUCAAAUUAAAGUAAGAUUUAUUUAGUUUAGUUGAGAGUGGUACAACAGAAUUGACAUAGUUUUGUUUUAUAACUUUACGUCAGAUAUCCCAUUAAGAAAUUUUCACGACUUUUAUAUCUUAUAGAUCAAUGCUUCUUAACCGGCGGUCCAAAGAGGUCCCUAAUGGUCCACGAGGCUUUAGGCACUGCAUAUUAUAAACCAAGUGGUCCAUGGCUAGAUAGAUAUUUGUAAAAUGGUCCAUAAUUAUGAAAACGUUAAAACCUGCUAUUGUGAUUCUCCAACUAAAUAAGAAUAGUGGAGUAAAUGUUAAGUUUGAUGUUCUGAACCUUAUUAAGUUAUAAAUUUAUAAAAUGUACACAAAUUAUAUAAAUACUCUAUUCUUGGAGCAAACGAAAAACGGAUAAUAGCUCAAAAUAUUAUGUGAGCGUCGAAAGUAAACUAUAUUGGUGUCGCUAUCCAUAGAAUUAUGUAUGGUUCCUGCGGAGUUUCUAUUGUACGGAGACUAGCGUCCCGUAUAAACAAAACGUGGUAUAUUAAUUGCCAACUUAUAUGGCGCAUGGUGAACCUUUAUUUCCACAGAGCAAAUCCAUUAAUACCGACAGCGAACAAACGUAUGAAUAAAAAUUAUAGUGAAUCUAGUUUCAUUAAAUAAUAAUUUACAAUACAGAAUUUGUUGAACUAUAACGACGAUCUCCGUAGUCGAGUGCGUCGCCGGCUUAAAGGAUUCACCAUCUCUGAGGAUCCGGGUUCCAUUCCCGAUCGGGAAAAUGUAGAAAAAUGAACUCUUCGAUACUUUCUCGAGUCUAGAUGUUGUGAUAUGUUCUUUGUCUCAGAAACUCCAUAUAAAAUUUAACUAUUCAUCUUGAAAUCUGAGCAAUAUAUGUGAUUUUGUUCUAAUGUUUUUUAACGUUUACUAGUUAAUUGAGUAAAAAAAAUUACAUCACCAAUAAAUGAUUAUGACGAUAAACGGUAAAAUACAAAGCAAUAGGUGAUCAUCUCACUCUGCAAGGUCAAGCCUGUCAAUAUAGGUGGAUUGCCCGAUGGCACGACACUUGAGUCAUUCUGAUUGGCCGACAUUUGCUUCGAAAUUUCUCACAUCGGUGAGCAGCCCUGCGAUUCAGUUGCAUAUCAGUUGUAUACGAUAGUACGGAUAGCUAUACGUAUCCCUUCCUUUCAACGAUCACGUAAUAUCAUUUUUUCGCCUGCCCUAAGAACAGACGAUAGAUAUAAUAUAUGUUACUAGUACCUACCUAACCCAGUGUGAAGCAUAUAUUCACUUUUUUUUUCAUGUACCAAAUAUAUACCAAUGUUUAUUAUGCAAACACUAAGACUAUUUGUAAAUACGUAAUAAUAGGUAUGUUUAAGAAUGUUGUAUAGAUUGAUAGUUUAUUAGCAUAAUUAAUAUUAAGGAAAUCUUUUUCAAUUACAAUGUCUGCCUAAUAUAUAUGUCCAUCAAAUUCGAAGAUCUCUACAUUUAAUCUCAAUCAAUACUUUUAAGUGAAUUUUCAUACAAGUUUUUACAUGUGUUUUAUACAUUUUAUCCCAUAAGUACCUACCUGUAUAAAAAUGUAUCACCACUAAGUUCUAUGGAAAGACAGAUCACACUUAACCUAACUGGGACAAGGUUUACACUAAGAUAAUAAAUAAAUAAUAAGCUCGUAAGCAAAAUAGAUGUGAAUCUGUAAAGAUACUCGCCUUUUCCAACAUAAUUCGGAACUUGAUUUUCAAUAUUCAGCUAUAGUUAACAUUAACAAUAAAAGGAUAACCAAAAAGCUACUCAUAAAACGAGGUCAUAAACCCGAACGUUAAAUGUUAGUACUUAAACCAUUGGACAUCGAAAGCAAAAUGACAGUGACAGAAGAGAAAAUGUCAAACCGAAACGUGUUAAUUUAUUUUCUUACAAAGUGAGUCGACUCUAUAAUAUGACAGUUUUAGUUGAGGUACUGAACUAGGUGCACUGAUAUUUCAAUUUUGAUGUUACCAUUAAUGUAAAAGUAGGAAAUAAGAAAUUUCUGUUGCUAUUUAGUAUACGGUAAAUCAUGAUAAUGUACAAAAAUGUAUAAUUUCUUUGAUUUUAAGUCCUAAUGUGUUCCUAGUUGAAAAAAAUAAAUGAUGGAAACUUUAAAUUUUAUGGUAAUCUGUGUCCACACCAAAGUUACCAUUAUAAUUUUAGGACUGUUUGAUAAACUUUUUUAAUUAAGGUUAUUAUAUUUUAUACUUUUAGCAUUAAAUUGAUCCUUACAAUAAGAAGGUUUUAAUAAUAUUAUAGUAACUAGUCAAUACCUAAGUUUUAUAGCAAAAAUUUAGUAACUUUUUCAUAACAUUAAGCCAGUAAUAAGUACUUGGACGUUUUUUACGAAUAAAUAGAUAUAAAUUAAUGUGAUAGUUAAUAUAUUUGAUGCAAUGAUUUUUGGCCAUAAUGUCAUGAAAAUUAUUAAAAACGAAUACCGAACAAGAUUUUUAUCACCAACUUAGUAUCUAACACAAACUAUGAAAUAUUAAAUUACUGUGAAAAAAAAACGUAUUUAGUCACGAAUAAUUAUCUUAAAUAUCUCAACAGUCGAACCUCCGUAUGGAAUUAUUCAUUUAUAAAAACUAAUGUAAUUGAAAUAAUAGAAAUUUCAGAAUGUUGACUGGUAUUAUGUUAUAAAAGAUAACUUUAAUUAUAAAUAUAUGAUUACAAAUUCAAAUAAUUGCUUAAAAUUGAAAUGUAGCAAUUGAAAUAAAAACAUUUUUCAAGAAAAUGCGCGUUUUUUUUACUUACAUUCACUGAUAAUUUAUACUUAAAUAAUAAUAAAAAAACAGUUUAUUAUAAAAACUAUUUUUACUUCUAUUAAGUAAUUUAAAAGAAUGUAGAUAUAGUAAGCAGACCUCUGUUAGUAGGGAAGUUCUAUAUGAAGCGCGCUUGGUACCAACAUGUACAUGCGGCCAUGUGCUUAAUACACAAAGGGAGCUAAAAUGACACAUUAUUACGAGGCACCAAAAUAGAAACAAAUCUUUAAUAAUAGUGAUAAUAGGUUCUUAGCGCCUGCCGUUACAUACGACUUUUCACUUCAAUUGUGAAAAAUUAAUUACACACUACAAUUCCAUCUAUCGGUUUCAAUAAUUACGAUUUGUCUCAAUAUUCAUAAAUACAACUAAAAAGAAUGGCCAAGAUCGCCGCUUUUAGGAGAAUGUCCAUAUGUGCAUGCGCACGCACCAGCCGCAAAACACGCAACGGAUUUUAUUCAAAAUUCCAAUGACGUCAUCAGCAUACUUCCGACGUCAAAACUAACAGUCGCAUUGUUUCAUAGAAGCAUCUAUGAAAAAUGUGAUGCAAUGGACGUAUGAUAACGACAAACCAGUGCAAUGCGUUUGAGUGCAUCUUUUAGUUCCAUUUUCAAAAUGUUUUUUCAAGAAUAUGUCUGUAGACUUGGUGACAGACCCAAAAUAAAAAUAAAAAACAUCCUAAAAGAUAUAAUUCACAUAUUUGUUUUUUUUUUUGCAUUCAUA